Messenger RNA from Lasiosphaeria miniovina, 768 nucleotides. RefSeq names its product protein-L-isoaspartate O-methyltransferase. Gene Ontology annotation, molecular function: protein-L-isoaspartate (D-aspartate) O-methyltransferase activity. NCBI's taxonomy places the organism in Eukaryota, Fungi, Ascomycota, Sordariomycetes, Sordariales, Lasiosphaeriaceae. The record is from RefSeq and is a predicted model, not a curated record. The transcript has a single exon. The coding region runs from base 1 to 768 and encodes 255 amino acids. Gene Ontology annotation, cellular component: cytoplasm. Gene Ontology annotation, biological process: protein modification process.
AUGGCUUGGCGCAGUUCGGGCGCGUCCAACCGGGACCUUAUCGAGAACCUGUGGCGCAACAAGCUCAUCCAGGACAUGCGCGUCAAAGAAGCCUUCCUCAAGGUUGACCGUGCCCACUACGCGCCCUCAUCCCCAUACGAGGACCGCCCGCAGCCCAUCGGCUACAGUGCCACCAUCUCGGCUCCGCACAUGCACGCCUCGGCCGUCGAGAGCCUGCUGCCCUUCCUGCUGCCCACGGUCGACGACCCGGACGCCCUCCCCGCUGCCGCGCCGCGCGGCCGCCGCGUGCUGGACAUCGGCUCCGGCUCCGGCUACCUAACUCACGUCAUGGCGGAGCUGGCCGGGCCCGAGGGUGUCGUCGUCGGCGUCGAGCACAUCGCCGCCCUGCGCGACCUCGGCGAGAGGAACAUGAGCAAGUCGGCCGAGGGCCGCGAGAUGCUCGCCGAGGGCCGCGUGCGCUUCCGCGUCGGCGACGGCCGCAAGGGCUGGGUCGAGCCCGACGAGCAGCAGCAGGACGACAGCGCAGCGGCACCCACGGCAACGACGCCAGGGUGGGACGCCAUCCACGUCGGCGCCAGCGCGACCGAGCUCCACCCCGCCCUGCUCGCGCAGAUGCGCGCUCCCGGCCGCAUGUUCAUCCCCGUCGACGACGACCCAGACGGCUACGGCCAGCACGUGUGGUGCGUCGACAAGGACAAGGAGGGAGAGGUCACCAAGACGAGGCUCUUCGGCGUCAAGUAUGUGCCGUUGACCGAUGCACCGGCGUGA